GUUAUAUAAAGCGUAAAUUCCCUAGAGCAUUGAAGUUGUUCUUCUCCAUCUGACUCGACAAGACACUCUUCCUCUAUUGAAGUAUAUCCUUUGCAGUCAGCAGCAUUCCCUACACUAUUGAAAGUCCAGACAUAGUGAUACAAGAGCAUCCUCGCUACAAUGUCCUACACUAUCCGUCUCCGUAUCGAGAACGGCACCUCCGACACCCUUACAGCUGUCGAAAAGACCUGCUGGUACUAUGCCAACGGAUGCACCUGGACCGAGAAGGACGGCGAGCAUGUGCUGUUCAUGGGAGGCAGCGGUACCUCUGGAAUGCUCCGCUUCAAGACAUCCUCCGGCGACUUCUUCACCGUGGUCCUGGGCAUGCACAAUUACAGCCCAUGGUCUGGUUUGCUAGUGAACCUACAAGAUGAUGAUACAGCACUGAAGUUGCAUCCGGAAUACUACAACGGGGGCAAGUUCUCGCACUCGGCGCCUGAUGCCUACAGCCCUCCGACUGCCCAUGGUAAAAUGGUUUGGAUUACUUUGCAGAGGAAGGAUGAAAAUGAGGUGUUUGCUGCUUUGAAUUACAAUUACGCCUAUGAGGUAACGGAUAGGCGAGUUUGCUAGUUUGCUGUGGGAAGGAUGGGAGAUAUGUCAUGUACUGGUUGGUCGGUUUUAGGUGCAGACGGGAAGCCCUACUUCUACACUCUAUCCUCAUGUGUACCAGGAGUGUAUUAAGACUGAAUAAGACAAAUGAAUAUUUUCACCGAC
Molecule: messenger RNA, 753 nt
Organism: Aspergillus novofumigatus IBT 16806
Lineage: Eukaryota; Fungi; Ascomycota; Eurotiomycetes; Eurotiales; Aspergillaceae
Exons: 2
Coding region: 160-609 (149 amino acids)
Source: RefSeq, a predicted model, not a curated record